Cinara cedri is the source of this 7226-nucleotide messenger RNA. The record is from the annotation of a GenBank genome assembly. NCBI's taxonomy places the organism in Eukaryota, Metazoa, Arthropoda, Insecta, Hemiptera, Aphididae.
CAGUUCAGUUUCAAACCUGUACGUAAACGGACAUAUUUUUAUUUUUUAUUUAAUCGUAUGAAAGAAAAUUAUACUUUUUACCACGAACAGCGAUAUUGUUAAUAUUAAUAACAUUCGAAGAUGAUGUAUAUUUAUUUAUAUAUAUAUAUUGCUAAUUUCGUGCCAAAUAAAAGAAAAUCAGUUUUGAUCAGCAACAUUAUAUAAAACCGAAUUUGUUUGUACCUCUUGAAUGAGAGUUUCAUCUCUCAAUAGAAAAAUAAGAAAAUAUUAAUUUUGCUGCCAUAUCGUCAUACGGCCGUCGUGACGUGUCGCAGGCUACUGCUCUCGGAGACGACCUAAAGUUUGGUCGUUGCGACCUGUCUCGUCUAGCAAACCAGUGUAUACCGUUUUCGUAUAAACAGAUAUUGACGACUUGUCGAAGCGACCUAUUGUCGCGUCUAACAAACCGUACCUUUAAUUGCCUUAAUACCGGUCUAUCAGUAACGAAAAUAAGAUUGUUUAUUUUUAAUUUAUCAACCAAUGUUUAAACAAGUAAAAUAAACGAACAUCAUUGAGCUUAAUGUUAGACAAAUAUUCGAAUUAAUUUUAAUCACUGAUAUCAUACCUUUAAGCUGUGCCGGUUUUAGGAAUUUUUUCUGGGGGGUCCAUUGGUAUUCACUAUAUAUUUAACACAAACAAAUAUUUACCCAUUGAUCAUGCAUUAAUUCAAUUUUAAUUGCCCAACAUUCACUGCCAGUAAAAAUAAUUUGUUUACUCUUAUAUAUCUAAUCUAACUCGUGACGAAUCUAAUUCGUCAUGCAUAUUAUUAGGUAAGUAUAAAAGCAAUAAAUUAAUAUUACACUACAAGGUAAGUGGUGUUUUAUUUACACAAUAUUAAUCUUAUCACAUUGGUAAUAUUGUGCGAUUUGACAAAACCACAGAUACAGGCAUAAGUUAAUGUUCAUAGAGUUCAUACCUUAUAUAUAGUAGGUAGUUUAUAGUUUAUAGGUACAUUAUAAUUUCCGUAGUGUCUGCUGUCUGUCUAGCACCCUAGGAACCACGAAUUAAAAUAUAUUGUGGUAUUUGAAUUAGUGAUAGGUACCUAUCAAGCAAAUACAAUUUGUAAAAGUUUUCUCGUUUGGUUUGUGUAACGUCUAUAACAUAACUGUUACUUAACGUUUAUCGACUGAGUAAGUAAUAAGCUAACAAAUAUUAUAAUACUUAGUAUAUCAAUCAACUUAACGCCUUAUUCUUUAUUAUUAAAGAAACAGAAAAUAAAAUCAUACCCAAUAUUAUGUUGAACUGAACAACAAUUUGUUAGCGUUGUCUAUGGUUUCAUAUAGUUAGCACCAGAAAGAUUGGCACAGCAACUGAUAUGAUAAUCAGUGAUAAAUUGUGAAUUGUGCUUUUAAAUUAAUCACAAUCAUCCAUUGCAUCAGAUUCUUCGCGUUUCUAACCCAAAUUAAUCUAAAGUUAUGUUGUAAUAAUGAUUUAUUGAACCUAAUUAAACUUUUAUAAGGUAAUUUUUUUUUUUACUAUUGUUUAAUUAUUAUAUAAAUACAUAAGCCACAACUUCUGUAUAUUGCCAAAUAAUGUUUAAUUUUUAAAAUAAAAUAUUUGGUAAUAUCAUCUAAAUGCAAAGACUCUUGUUUUCCUUAUUUGCAUGCGCCUCUGCUUUGCCAAUCUAACUAGUGUUGACUGUUGGUACCUACCCGACUAACCCUUAUAACGUCAUUGAACGCUUUGUUCUCCUUUAAAUCAGGUCAUAUUACUAUGAUGUAAUACAUUUAAAUACUUUUACUGCAUAUGUACAGUACUUAUGAAAUAUUACUCAACAGUAAACCACCCAAAUAUUAAUAAGUUUUAAUCAUAAUAUAUUUAGGUAUAUAUUUUACUGUUAAUAGAUAAGAGAAUUGAACACUAAAAAAAUCAACCAUGUCAACAAAAAGUUAUGAAAAUAAAGACGUGGAACAAGCAAAGACAAGAGUUAGCAAAGAAAAUGUAAAAUUAGAGAAUAAAAUAAAUAUAUUGCCUAGCUGAUUAUUAUUGGUAGCAUAUUAUUUUAUAAUUAGAAUCUUAUUGAAAGUGAACUAUCUGCGACAUCAAUGAAUGCGACCACAUCAAAACACCGUUCUACCAUUGAUGAUGCAAUUGAUUCUGUAAUGGAUUGGGUUAAAGAAUUAAAUGUAUGUAAUUUUUAAAUUGGUUUUUGAAUGGUAUUUAAUUCAAUUUUAUUUGUAUUGUACAAUUUGUUUAUCAUAUCUAAUUUAAUAUUUAAAAAUAAGUUAUCAAUUAUUAGGUAAGUAAUUUAUGAACAUAUUUUGAAUAAAAUAAAUAUUCAUUAAAUCAUAAUUAUUAUUUAGUUGGUAAUACUUUAGUAAUGUGUAAUUUUUUCAGGAAAAUGAUGAGGAAAAGCACGAGUCGGUCAAAAAAAAGAAAAAGGAAUCAUAUUCAUAUCAGCCAAAUAUAUCAGUUCCUAAAUAUUAUCAAGUAUAAAGACUAAACUUAAAAAAACUAAAUUGAAUUUAUUAUUCUAUUAACACUAUUAACUCUUAACUAUUUUAUGCUAAUAGUGCUACUUACUCUUAUUAUAGUUUAUGUGAUAAAUUUCAAUUAAUGGUAAAACUGAUUUUUAGAAGGGAAGUUUUUUAUUUCUGUGUUAUAAUGGUUUACUCUCUUAUUGUAUACUUAUCUAUAGUAAAUACUAAUUACAUAAAAAAUUGAUUCAAUAUUAUGUUAAUUUACAAUCUAUAUUAAAUAUUAAUAAAAAUUAGUUCUUGCAGACCAAUAGAAAUUAAAAACAAAAAUAAAUGUCCUUAUUUAAAGUUAGAUAAUAUUAUAAACUUUCUGUCCCAUUCAGCUUUGUACACAGUUAUAAGAAAGUAUAUAAAUGUUAUUAUCUGUGAUAUCUAAUUUCGAAACCUUUGACCAUUCAAAGUUAAUUGUGAUUGACAAAUAUUAAUUUUUUUUAAGUUAACUUUUUUGUCACAUGCAAAAAAGUUAACUUAUAAUAAAGUUUUUCUCGUGUCAUCAAAAAUACAAUUUUUUUUAUGAAAAUACUAACCCUGUGUUGUGUUAAUUACCCUUUUGGGUUUCAAGGUGUAGAACAACUUAUUCAUCUGCUUCUAUUCGUAAAUGUUUAAACCAUUGAGUACUAUAGAUUCAGCUGUGUAUCACACACAUAUAAACAAAUUGAUACUUUCUUUUAUUAUAUAGUAUAGAUUGGUAAUAUCAAUAAUGCUGAUUUUAUUUUUAUUCUAUAACUAAUGGAGUCUUAAAAAUUGAUUUUAUUUAGUUCAUUAGGUACAAUAUUGUUUAAUUAUUCUUAUUAACUAAUGAAUUUGUAUAGGAUGGUUGUGAAGUAGAUGCUUUUCGUCGAAAUUGUAGAGGAGAAACACAGUUGCACAUUACUUGUACUAAAGUAAAUUAAUAAUAUAUACAUUUUAUAAAUAAAUAAUUGAUUUCUAUUAUACAAAUAUAAAAUAAUUAUUGUUUAAUAAAUAUUUAGAUGUUUUAGUAUUCUUAACUAUUAAUAAUAUUUUAGGGUUUAGAACUGUAUGCUGGGGUUCUCCUUCUUGAAUAUGUUAUGAACCCAAAUAUUAAAGACAAUGCUGGAUGGACACCUUUGGUAAUCAAUAAUUAUCAUUGUUAUCUUAAAACAACUUUAAAUGGUAUUAAAAUAUGUAAUAUUUAGCAUGAAGCAGUGAGACUUGGACGUGUAGAUUGGGUGGAAAUGUUUGUUGAUUAUCAUGCGAAUAUAGAUGUUCCAGGAUAUGAAUAUGAAACACCAUUAUAUUUAGCCGUAAAGUGUGGACAUUUUGAUGUAGCAGAAGAACUUAUUUAUUAUGGAGCUGAUAAGAACUGUAUAAACAAAUACGGAGAAAAUUUAGAGUAAGAAAUAUUACUUACUUUUGUGUUUUAUUAACACUAAGUGACAAACUAAUAUAUGACAAUUAUAUUUAUUAAUAACAUUUAUCUAUUUGAUGUAUUUAGUACUACACAAAUUAUUAAUUUAAUAGAAUAUAUUAAAUAAUGUAUUAAAAUUUCUUCUCACCAAUUAUUAUUCAAUUCUUAAAUUCUUUUAAAGAUUAAAUUGAAAAACUUAAAAAAGUGUUAUCCAUUUAUCAUAACCAAUUUAUAAAAUUACUAAAUGAACUUUUUUAAGUUUCUCUAUUCAUAAAGUUAUAAUAGACAUACCUAGGUACUGAAAAAUAUAAAUUUAUUGUGAAGCCCAUAAAUUGAUUUAUAGAUUUACUUAUAUUAUAUUAUAAUGUUUCUUAACAUUUAUUUAUACAAUUGUUAUACUCUAACGAUUUUAUUAUAUAAUUGAUUGUUUUUUUAUUCAAGCAUUAAAUUAGUUUUAAUAUUUUGGUUUCAGAUCAUUAAAUCCUGAAAAAUGGUCAGAAUUAUCAAAAAUUCCUUCUGGGGAGUCUACAUUACCAAUGUUAAUAAAUUCAGAACAUGGUUUUUGUUCUAGAGAUACUAAUUAUUUGUAUUUUAGUAAUGUUUCUAUAGAUAAGACAGUUGUGAAGCAAUUUAUUUCACGGUUCCGCUUUAAAUUAGUUGAACAUAUUGUGUAAGUCAAAAUUAAAAAUUGUUAUUUUUUUUUUUAAUACAAAUAACCAUUUUUAAAAGGAAUGGAGAUUUUAGUAAAGUGACCCACAUAAUUGUACCAGAAACUGAAAAUCAAACAUGUGAUGUCAAUUUUGAUUGUUUAUCAGGCAUAGCAAACGGAUUAUUUAUAAAUACUGUAAAGUGUAAGAAUAUUUCUUAUUUAAUAUUUUAUAUUAUGAUCAAAGAGUAAAAUUGUUUUUUAAACAUUUUAAUUAGGUGUUACUGAUUCAUUACAAAAAGAUAAACUCUGUAUGGAUGAUAAAACUUAUUUAGUAAAAGGAACUACACGUUUUCCCAUUUGUGCUGGAUUAAGAAAUUCAAGAAUAAGCAUAAGUCUUGGGGUAAAAGUUAUAAUAUUAAUACAUUAUUAUUAUUAUUUAUUUAUUUAUUUAAAAUAUAAACAUAAUAAGAAAAUGCAGAUCACAUAUUAGACAUUAAUUAACUAUUAGUAAUGUGGACCUUUCUUUUGGUUUUUAGUGUACACUUUUCAUAAAUGUUAAAUUCUUUAUUAUUUGUUAGUUUGUUAUUGGUUAUAUAUGUUGCUGUAUUUAUAAAUGUAUUUGUUAAAAUAGCAUAACUGUUAUAAAUAAAUACCUAAUAUAAAUUAUCAUAAUUAUAUAUAUAUCUAGAUUUGUAUAUGUAAAAUCAUGUUCGAUUUAGGUUGGAUUUUUGUAUAAAUCUGCAAUUAUUUUAGGUACAAAGUGUAGGAAUGUAUUGGUUUUACAAUGUUGUUUAUUAAAUUAAAAUUUUUUUUGAAUCUGUGAACAACUUGUCUACUAAAAAUUUGCUCCUAUGUAUCAAAUAUCUUUUAUAAAAUUAAAUUUUAUCUACUUGGUAAUUUAGGGGGGUCAUAUUUUGAUUUUCCAUGUGUUUUUAAUAAUAAUUGGGAAAAACGUAAGGAUAAACUGACAAAUAUUUACUACUUAAUGAUUUCAUGAUUUUACAUUUUUAUUAACUUAUGCUUUUUAUUAAUCUUGUAUCAAACGAAAAAUGACAGGAAACCUUUUUUAUUGAAUUUUGUAUUCAGUUGGUCUCUAAGAUUCUGUUUUUGAUGGUUUUCUACAAGAAAUAUUACAAUAAUAAAAAAAAAUGACAAAUAAAUUGUGUUGUUGAACUUUUAAUUUAGUUGAUGAGUAAGAAAGUAGGAUUUUGAUUUUUCGUGUAAUUUUUUUUAAUAAUUUAGCAAGAAUGUAAAAAAAAAAAAACAUAGAAUUAAUAGGAAAACUUACGAAAAUAAUGCUUUAAUUAUUUUUAUGUUUUAGUUCAGUUAAAAAUAUUUGUAAAGACUUGAAAUUUGUGCUAUUUUUAAGCUAUUUAUAGACAUUUCAAUUUUGAGAUUUUUUACAUAAUUUUUAUCUGGUAGGUAAUAAUAAAAAAAAUAAAUAAAAAUGGUUGCCAAUGACAACCUUAUUUUAAUCUUACAUGAUUUUUUUUAACCUUAAGAGGUUUUCCUCAUUAUCUCGAAUAUUAAUGAGUAUUUCAAAAAAUGACCUUUCUAAAGACUACCCAGAGAACAUUUCCUUUCACAAAAGGUUCUAUAUUUGUAAUCUGUGUAUGCUUUCUGGUAGAAAGUGUUCACAUAAAAAAAAAAAAAAAAUAAACAUCAUUGUAAAAUCAAUACAUUGCACUUAGAAUCUAAAAUGUGAAGAAUGUAAUGUAGAAUUUUUUUUGUAAGAAUUUUAAUGUCAAAUUUUAACGAAAAUCAUAACAAAUUAUGGUCUUAAUUAUGAUUAGGUGACACAAGGACUUUUAAGACACAGUAUAUUGUACAUAUUUAAGGAGAAUAAUGUAUACCUUGUUAAUUUGUAUAUAAAGCUAACAAAAUCAAACUUGAAUUUAUAUGUUUUGUAUGUAGAAAGACUAGAUUUCAUAUUAACGUAAUUAAUUUUUGUUACAGUUUCCAAAACUAUUUGAUGGCAUAAGUAUACACAUAAGUGGAGAUAAAGGUUGGGAACAAUUUUCUUUACAACAAUUAAAACAAUUGGUUGUUAAUUUUGGAGCACAAUUGUUGACACGCAUGCCAAAACCGCAUACCUGUCCCACUAACAUUAUACCGUUCCAUUGUCGAAAUAAUAAAGAUAUGUAUCGUGUAUCCACCAUUGUAUUAUACACUACUGAUUCAGACAGAUUAGUUAAAUACAAUUUGGAACAUUUAAAGACUUUUCAUAUUUCUUGGUUUAUGGAUAACGUGCAAAAUUAUAGAAUUGAAUAACUAAUAUAAAUAAAUAUUUAUUAUAUAUUACCUACUGAUCAGCUGCAGGGUAUCUGUGAGGAUUUCUCCAUUAUAAAAUAAAAUUGAUAAUCAACGGUAUUAUGAUAUACAUACUUAUAUUUGUUAGUGUGUACAGUUUUACAGAAAUAUAAAGAGUUAUAAAUUAUAAUCUAAUAUUACAGUAGGUAUUGUGUUUGUUAAUGAUACUUCAACUACUAUACUUAUUAUGAUAAUCAUUUUUUUUUUUUUUUUUUAAUAAUUCUAAAUAAAUAUAAAUAUUUUAUUUAAAAACGUGAUGUUAUAUUUUUUUUUAUUUAAUAUAUUAUUGUUGUCAAAAUGAAUUGGUAAUUAUUGUACAACUUGUUUUGCAAUGCAAUUAUAUACCACUGUUUAUUAUUUCUAUGCUAAUAAAUAUUGCAGG